UAUAUAUAGGGAGCAAUAUAGAGCAGCGGUGAACAAAAAAGUGAGAGAUAAAAGAGAUCUAGGAGUAGACCAUGGAGAAGCCAAGUGGUCAGUUUUUGGGGUUAAGCCUUCUUCUUCUUCCUCUUCUUCUUCCAAUAAGCUGUAACGCUCAGCAACUCUUUAUUUUUGGAGACUCUCUGUAUGAUAAUGGCAACAAGCCUUUUCUCGCUACAGACGUCCCUUCUACUUUCUGGCCUUAUGGCUUGUCCAUUGACUUCCCUAAUGGCCGAUGGUCUGAUGGCCGUAUCGUCCCUGACUUCAUUGCUGAGUUCUUGGGAAUUCCAUUCCCUCCGCCGGUUCUUGAUAGGUCUGCAAAUUUCUCCAGCGGAGUUACCUUUGCCACUGCCGAUGCAACUAUUCUGGGUACACCCCCUCAAACGUUGACUCUGGGCGAUCAAGUCAAAGCAUUUGCUCAGAUUAAGAGCACAUGGACUGAUGCACAGCGUCAAAAGGGUAUUUACAUGUUUUAUAUAGGCGCCAAUGAUUACUUGAACUACACCAACGCCAACCUCAAUGCCACUGCUCAGCAGCAAGAAGCUUUUGUCAGUCAAGUUAUCGCCAAAUUGAAGGAUCAGCUCUUGGCGAUAUACGGAUUGGGAGGAAGGAAAUUUGCAUUCCAGAACUUGGCACCGCUUGGGUGUCUGCCAAUUGUGAAACAAGACUUCAAAACGGGAAACUUUUGUCUUCCAUUGGCAUCAAAUCUUGCUGCUCAGCACAACCAGCUUCUGUCGGAGACAUUGGAGAACUUAUCAGAAACAUUAGAUGGUUUCAACUACAUCAUUUAUGAUUACUUCAAUUCAAGCCUCCGAAGAAUGGCCCGACCCAAUAAUUACAGGUACUUUACAACCAAUCUGGCAUGCUGUGGAACAGGAUCACAUGAUGCAUUUGGGUGUGGAUUUAAAAAUGUGCACUCCAAUUUAUGUUCAUACCAGAGAGGAUACAUGUUCUUUGAUGGCAGACACAAUGCAGAAAAAACUAAUGAAGCCGUAGCUCAUUUGAUCUUCAGUGCUGAUCCAAGUGUUGUUUUCCCAAUGAACUUGAGGGAGCUGUUUGUUCAUCCUUAAGUUUUAAUUAAUAUAUAUAUAUAUAUAUAUAUAUAUGUAUCACUGCCUGGUGUAGUACUGCCUUAUCAUCUGCAAUAAAUCAGCUACAAGUCUUAAUUCCACAA
Messenger RNA from Carica papaya (papaya), 1207 nucleotides. Its product is annotated as GDSL esterase/lipase. Gene Ontology annotation, molecular function: lipase activity. Lineage: Eukaryota; Viridiplantae; Streptophyta; Magnoliopsida; Brassicales; Caricaceae. Gene Ontology annotation, biological process: endoplasmic reticulum organization. The record is from RefSeq and is a predicted model, not a curated record.